Molecule: messenger RNA, 1999 nt
Organism: Danio rerio (zebrafish)
Lineage: Eukaryota; Metazoa; Chordata; Actinopteri; Cypriniformes; Danionidae
Source: RefSeq, a predicted model, not a curated record
ACCUUACAAGCUUAGGAGGAAUAUGAUCAAAUUUAGUAGACAUAGCGCAGCUUAUUUUGUUUGUCUUGCGUAACUGCAUUCAUGUGGUUUUUAAAGAGCUGUGACUAUUUAAAAGAGGUCAAGAGAAAAGGCACAAAGGCAGUUUGUGGAACCGCACCUGUGAAUUUGGUGAUUCUUUUCAGCAUCUGCUAGCAAAGGAGCAGAGAUGAUUCUUCAAUACUUGUCAUUCUCAUUGCUGCUCUUUUGUUUCUCUCCACUAGUGUUGGCAAAUGGUAACUCCACAGACACUUUCUGUGACCGGCGCUGUAUGGCAAAUGUUAUGGUCAAAAAAGAGCUGUUCAGUGGACCACUGAACGAUAACUGUACCAUCUUAGUAAACAUCACUUCCAUACAAUAUGAAACUAUGUCUUUUAACACAAAGGAGAUGCAAAUGACCAGUCGUAUCAAGGUAAACCUGGAAUGGAAGGAUCCUGAUCUCGGAUGGAUGCAGGAGAAAGCUAGAUAUCCAACAAUUAUUUUGCCUGUUGAUAAAAUCUGGACUCCACGGCUAGUUUUGGACAAUGCAAUAGACACAACAGUGGAGCCCUACACGCAUGAUGUUCAGGUGAGCAGGGAUGGCGUCGUGGACCAUGCACUUAUAUUGUUCACGACGGUGAGCUGUGAAAUCAACCUGUUCACCUAUCCUUUUGUAUCAGGAUCCUGUCCUGUGGCCAUCAAUGGAUGGACAGAGAAAGGUUGUUCACUCAAACUUGACAUUUCUGAUGAUGUGACUUUGGUUGGCGGUGAUCGAGGAGAGUGGAAGACUACAGGUGUGAAAAAAAUAGUGGAUCCAUCGCACCGCGUUUAUCUUGAAGUCUUUCUCUCUAUCAACCCAUUCGGUGCAUUUGUGACCCUGAUCCUGCCUAGUGUGCUAAUAAUGCUGACAGACCUGGGAAGCUUCUCUGUGCCAUUUGAAGGAGGAGAACGCAACACUUUUAAGGUCACCUUGGUCCUGAGCUUCACCAUGUUCCUCCUCAUCCUCAACGAUCACCUGCCGAAUGGUGGCAACUGUAGUCCUGUCCUCUAUUAUCACUUCACCUUCUGUCUGACGUGUCUGGUGUUGAGUAUACUCAUAUCAAUGGUGCUUACACGUCUAUCUGUGGACGACAGCAUUCUGAUCUGUAGACGAUCCGCCAAGGUUCAUCCAUCAGACCAGAACACCAAAACGCAAUCCAACAAUUUGGAUCAGGAGAAAGAUACUGGUGUGACAACACCGAAGACUGGUGAUGUGGCUUCAGAGAUCGCAACCCUCCAGGAAACCGUCAACAUCUUGGGGAGGAUUGAUGAAAGAGCAGAUCAUGUGGAGAAAAAACUGGCAUUUGCCAACCGCGUAGACAAAUUCGUCUUUGGUUUUUUUAUAAGCAUUUACAUUCUUUAUGCGAUAACUGUAAUCGCUAUAACCCAAACUGAUAUUUGCAAGGUCAAUAAUCUGGACUUCUGGGAUAUGUCUAGCAAUGCAGAUAACAGCUUUGACUACUCCUACACAAAUGCCUAGUCCUCUUCAACUGAUUGAUUGUGUGUGUUUCUGGUGGUGAAUAUAAUCUGAUGAUAUAUCUCAAAAUGAUAUGAAUCUUGCAAAUAGAAUUACUGAGUUAUUCUCAUUUUUAAAGAAAAUAUAUAAACCCCAACUACCAUAAUGUUUAUUUCUCACUGCUCUGCGUAUAUUCUGCAUGCGUUUGUAAUUUUAAUAAUAUCAACCAGCCCCAUUUUCAUAAUUACGCAACCAUAGUUUAUAACCAUAGUUUUGUUUAAUAAAUAUUGCUAAAAAAAUUUAUGUCACAGGUUACUAUAAGCGAUGCUGUUUGUGGAGUUGUUUAAUGAUCCCACUGCUGAGAUUUUGAGGGAUUGAAUGUGUUUUAUUUCGGUUGAUUUAAUCUAGGGAUUUGACUGUAGUAGUUUUGCAUUUCUCUUCAGUGAUUAUUGUUUAUAGCAAAGAAAAAUAAACUUAAUGAAAAGUCAA